Messenger RNA from Charadrius vociferus (killdeer), 2390 nucleotides. RefSeq names its product striatin interacting protein 1 (gene STRIP1). Gene Ontology annotation, cellular component: cytosol. The record is from RefSeq and is a predicted model, not a curated record. The transcript has 21 exons. The coding region runs from base 1 to 2349 and encodes 782 amino acids. Lineage: Eukaryota; Metazoa; Chordata; Aves; Charadriiformes; Charadriidae. Gene Ontology annotation, biological process: cytoskeleton organization.
AUGGAGAUGCAGGAGGGCUAUUCAGAGUCCCCAGACCUGGAGUUUGAAUAUGCAGAUACCGAUAAAUGGGCAGCAGAGCUCUCUGAGCUGUACAGCUACACGGAAGGACCAGAGUUCCUGCUCAACCGCAAGUGCUUUGAGGAGGACUUCAGGAUCCACGUGCGGGACAAGAAAUGGACCGAGCUGGACAAGAACCAGCACCGCACUCAUGCCAUGCGGCUUCUCGACGGGCUGGAGGUCACCGCACGGGAGAAGAGGCUGAAGGUUGCCCGAGCCAUCCUUUACGUUGCCCAAGGCACGUUUGGGGAAUGUGGCUCUGAGGCCGAGGUGCAGGCUUGGAUGAGGUAUAACAUCUUCCUCUUGCUGGAAGUGGGGACGUUCAACGCUUUGGUGGAGCUGCUGAACAUGGAGAUUGAUAACAGCGCAGCUUGCAGCAGUGCCGUGAGGAAGCCUGCCAUCUCCCUGGCUGACAGCACGGACCUGAGGGUGCUGCUGAACAUCAUGUACCUGAUUGUGGAGACUGUUCGGCAAGAGGCCGAGGGGGACAAGCCUGAGUGGAAGAGCAUGAGACAGACCUUCCGAGCAGAGCUGGGAGCCCCUCUGUACAACAACGAGCCCUUCUCCGUCAUGCUCUUUGGGAUGGUCACCAAAUUCUGCAGCGGCCACGCUCCUCACUUCCCCAUGAAGAAGGUGCUGCUCUUGCUCUGGAAGACUGUGCUGUGCACUCUGGGGGGCUUUGAGGAGCUCCAGAGCAUGAAGGCAGAGAAGCGGGAGAUCCUGGGCCUCCCGCCGCUCCCAGAGGACAGCAUUAAAGUGAUCCGCAACAUGCGAGCUGCCUCCCCGCCCGCGUCCGCCUCCGAUCUGAUCGAGCAGCAGCAAAAGCGAGGCCGGCGGGAGCACAAGGCCCUGAUUAAGCAGGAUAACCUCGACGCCUUUAACGAGCGGGACCCUUACAAAGCUGAUGACUCCCGUGAAGAAGAGGAGGAGAAUGAUGAUGACAACAGCCUGGAGGGAGAGACCUUCCCCCUUGAACGGGAUGAAGUGAUGCCUCCCCCCACCCAGCAUCCCCCCAGCGACCGCAUCACCUGCCCCAAGGGGCUGCCCUGGGCCCCCAAGGUCCGGGAAAAGGACAUUGAGAUGUUCCUGGAGUCCAGCCGCAGCAAGUUCAUCGGCUACACUCUGGGCAGUGACACCAACACCGUGGUGGGCUUGCCCAGGCCCAUCCACGAGAGCAUCCGAACCCUGAAGCUGCACAAGUACACAUCGAUCGCAGAGGUGCAAGUGCACAUGGAGGACGAGUACCUGCGCUCCCCGCUCUCUGGGGGGGAAGAAGAAGUGGAGCAAGUCCCUGCAGAGAUCCUGUACCAGGGCCUCCUGCCAAGCCUGCCGCAGUACAUGAUCGCUCUGCUGAAGAUCCUCCUCGCUGCAGCCCCCACCUCCAAAGCCAAGACGGACUCCAUCAACAUCCUGGCAGAUGUUUUGCCGGAGGAGAUGCCGACCACAGUGCUGCAGAGCAUGAAGCUGGGGGUGGAUGUCAAUCGGCACAAGGAGAUCAUCGUCAAAGCCAUUUCUGCUGUGCUGCUCCUCCUGCUCAAGCACUUCAAGCUGAAUCACAUCUACCAGUUUGAGUACAUGGCCCAGCACCUGGUCUUCGCCAACUGCAUCCCGCUCAUCCUGAAGUUCUUCAACCAGAACAUCAUGUCCUACAUCACUGCCAAGAACAGCAUUUCCGUCCUGGACUAUCCGUACUGUGUGGUGCACGAGCUGCCGGAGCUGACGGCAGAGAGCCUGGAAGCCGGAGACAACAACCAGUUUUGCUGGAGGAACCUCUUCUCCUGCAUAAACCUCCUGCGCAUCCUGAACAAGCUGACCAAGUGGAAGCAUUCCCGCACCAUGAUGCUGGUGGUGUUCAAGUCGGCACCCAUCCUGAAGCGGGCGCUGAAGGUGAAGCAAGCCAUGAUGCAGCUCUACGUGCUGAAGCUGCUCAAGGUACAGACCAAGUACCUGGGCCGGCAGUGGAGGAAGAGCAACAUGAAGACCAUGUCGGCCAUCUACCAGAAAGUGCGGCACCGUCUCAACGACGACUGGGCUUACGGCAACGACCUGGACGCUCGGCCCUGGGACUUCCAGGCGGAGGAGUGCGCCCUGCGCGCCAGCAUCGAACGCUUCAACUCACGUCGCUACGACCGGGCACACAGCAACCCUGAUUUUCUGCCUGUGGAUAACUGCCUGCAGAGCGUGCUGGGCCAACGCGUGGACCUCCCCGAGGAUUUCCAGGUCAACUAUGACCUGUGGCUGGAACGGGAGGUCUUCUCCCGACCCAUCUCCUGGGAAGAGCUGCUGCAGUGACAGACGAUGGGGAGGCAGGAGGGGGUGCUUUGGGGAGAUCU